Aethalodelphis obliquidens (Pacific white-sided dolphin) is the source of this 2748-nucleotide messenger RNA. Its product is annotated as histone H2A type 1-J. Gene Ontology annotation, cellular component: nucleosome. The record is from RefSeq and is a predicted model, not a curated record. Gene Ontology annotation, molecular function: protein heterodimerization activity; structural constituent of chromatin; DNA binding. The transcript has 2 exons. NCBI's taxonomy places the organism in Eukaryota, Metazoa, Chordata, Mammalia, Artiodactyla, Delphinidae. The coding region runs from base 27 to 413 and encodes 128 amino acids.
CUUGAGGUGACGUUGCUGAGGUCGUUAUGUCUGGACGAGGCAAACAAGGAGGUAAGGCUCGCGCUAAGGCUAAGACCCGGUCUUCGCGGGCCGGGCUUCAGUUCCCCGUGGGCCGAGUGCACCGCCUGCUUCGUAAAGGUAACUACGCCGAGCGGGUCGGGGCCGGCGCGCCGGUGUACCUGGCGGCGGUGCUGGAGUACCUAACGGCCGAGAUCCUGGAGCUGGCAGGCAACGCGGCCCGCGACAACAAGAAGACGCGUAUCAUCCCGCGCCACUUGCAGUUGGCCAUCCGCAAUGACGAGGAGCUCAACAAGCUGCUCGGCAAAGUCACCAUCGCGCAGGGCGGCGUCCUGCCCAACAUCCAGGCCGUGCUGCUGCCUAAGAAGACCGAGAGCCAUCAUAAGACCAAAUAAGUAACAAGAGCAUUCGCGGUUGCUGGUCUGAGGCUACGCCACAAGCCUGAGAUAUUCCCACAUUGAGAAGAAGAAAACCGAAAUACCACGAGGCAUAUACUUCAAGAGGAAUCGAAUCAGCGACCUUGACAUUAUAAAAACAAUAAAUACCCUAACCAAGUGAGCAACUUGCCAUGAAGAGGAAUGAUGUUUUUACAUUUCAGAAGUAUAAACUAUAUCAAAGCAUUAUUGCCUGAAGUUUUUUCCAGAAUGAUGCAAGACAUUUCCUCAUUCUCCCAGUUUCCUCUUCCCCUAAAUACAUCCACCUUACCUCAUUCAAUUUUCUUUAAAAGCUCUCCAUCCUGACUCUGGUACUUUAUUUCUUUAAAAAGAAAUACACACAAUCAAAUCUUUCAGUGGUAGUGAUAUUAGGAUUGUCUGUAAUUGGAUGUACGGGUGCAAUUUCCACCGGUCAUGUGGCCUAUAGGUAGGACGGGGACGAGAAAAUGAACGUAAAGGGUAUUGGCCCGUACGGGGAUCGAACCCGCGACCUUGGCGUUAUUAGCACCACGCUCUAACCAACUGAGCUAACCGGCCGCCCCGAGGCUCAGGCCUUUACUUACAUGGUUUAAAGAUAUACCUAAUUAAAGUCGGCGGUCUUUGUAAAAUGUUUUUAAAAAUGUUCUUUUUUCUAUCAAAAAGGAAGAGACAAAUCCCAGUUGCCUGCACGGAUGAACCGUGCUUCUCCCCAGGAAAACUCAGUCUCUCAAACCGACCGAGGAAGACUCAUAUCAAUGUCCGGGAGCAACUACCUCCUUGAAACUAUUCCCAGAAGGCCUCGGGAAACGCGAAGCCCCUGCAAGCCUGAGAUGGUGGCGGGCGGAUCACGGAGCACAGAGCAGGGCUUGGUGGACUCGGCUUCCGCGCACGGGGUGCGGAUUCUCGGCUCUUGGAGGUCAUACCGGGCGGGUCAUCUCUUCCCAGAGGCCUUUAGCCGCUUGGCUUCAGGAUGGUUCCGCAGUCGCCUUUAAGCUAAAUCUGUAGCCGUUCGUCCGGAGCGGAGUAAGACAGGGACCUUACGCUGCAAUGUCAGCCAUAGGCCACUUGGUGGCGCCCGAGUGCAGGGCUGAGGACUGAGGCAAAAGGACUGUGAAGACCGCCCCCCUCCUGAACCUCUGACCCCUCCCCAUGCCCCCCAGAUCACCAAAUCUAUGACAAGGGAAGUCGAGACCACAGCGAGUCCGGAGUCAGGGCCUUGUUCCGGACCAGGGAGAAACACCGGAAUCUGAGAGGAGUAGGGGAACUGAAGCCAAGGUCAGGCAACUCAGAGGAAGGAGUUGGGAAACCUUUGCCCUUUUGAGCCUGGCCUGAUCCACCUGCAAGCGGGCGUCAACGAUGUCAGGGACCAGUAGAGCAGCGAAUUUCUGCUUGCUUUCUUUUCUCUGUUGGACCCUACAACCCUCUCUCUCUCUCUCUUUUUUUUUUUUUUUUGUAUCUGAAGUUAAUUGACUCGUUUUAUAUAUAUAUAGUAUAUCGAGUAAGAUUUGAAAGACUAUUCGAAAGAGAGCUAUUUCUUUUAAUGAGGCAAGUUAACUAUGCAUUUACUUGUUUUACAUUAUGCAAUUUAUAAAUUUUGUUUUUAAUUGUUUAAAAAGCUGUAAGAUGGUAUUUCUUAUCUUUAGUACAUUUCUUUAACUUUGUAUCAGCAUCCACCAUAUGAACUAGUAGCUGUCUUCAUUUUCUUUGUCCUCUAGUAAAAAUUCGGUGGAAAGUGUGUGGAAAAACCAAUUUUUAAAAUUUAAUUGUAUGUAUUUAUUUAUUUUUAUUAAAAAAAUUUUUUACUACAGUACUUUAUCUGUAGUCUUUCCCCCUCCCUUUGUGUUUUACUGCCACUCUCCCGGAUUUCCAAACCUUGAGAAACCUCUCUCUGCUUAACAGCCAGAAUGUCAGCUGUUUGGGUGACUGGGCAUUCUCUUUUCUCUCCUGUCCUCCCCCAGGUUUCUUUGGCUGUGAGAUCUCUCUCCAUUCAGUAAGCCUUGGAGAGAUUUCUCUCAGCUCUCCAGUCCUGGCUGUUGGCAGCUGAAACACAAAGUGCUGUUUGCUCUUCGUUUUCCUGCCGUGCUCCCCAACUUCAGAAUGUUUUGAACUUGAGAGUGCCUCAGUGGGUAUUUCCACUUUCUAGCCUUUUCCCUCACCCCCUUUUGACUUACUCUCCUCAUCAGAGACAAUCAGAACUGGUUUUGGCUACUUGAAAUUCUGUUUGGGUCAAGCAAGCCCACAAGCAAACCUUAAAAAUGUCUAAGUUUCUUCUGGUUUCUCCUAAUCUGGUCUUCACAGGAUUUUCCUCCUCUGUGCC